This is a messenger RNA of Haemorhous mexicanus (house finch), 2223 nucleotides long. RefSeq names its product chromosome 19 C22orf15 homolog (gene C19H22orf15). The transcript is spliced from 5 exons. Bases 56 to 724 code for a protein of 222 amino acids. Lineage: Eukaryota; Metazoa; Chordata; Aves; Passeriformes; Fringillidae. The record is from RefSeq and is a predicted model, not a curated record.
ACGGGAAACACCACGAGGCUACAAAAAGUUGGAAAUUCAGAGCAUCUGGGACCACAUGGAGCAGGCUGCUGUUCAGUUAGCUCAGCCCUUGCUCUGCCUCCCCUCUCCCCCCGCAGGUCGCUCGAGAAUCUGCAUUCACUGUUGCUGGGCAAUCUGGCUACUGAAACCACAACAGCGUCAGUGGGGAUGGAGCCUCUGUGUCCGGGGCGCUGCAGCAGCUCCCAGCGCUGCCGGCAGGGAGGGACACGGCAGCACCAUGUUCGCCACGGUGAGAUUCGGAGCCAACUGCCAAGAGAUGGUGAACCUGCUCUGCUGCAUCCAGACCCUCACAGGCCACCUGAAGUGGAAGUGUCAGUGCAGACCCGAAGACUGCAUUGAUCUCAUGGAUGAAAAGGGCACCCUGAUGAACCUGAGCAAAGUGGAAGAUCCUGCAUCUGAAUAUGCCAGCAAACACCUGCAGGGAAGGCAGCGCUACAUCCUCGUCAGAGCUGUCCGAGAAGAAAACUCUGAAGCCAUCUGCUAUGAAUCCUUGCUUGAGGACCUGGGGAAACACUACCCUGACCUCCCAGAUCGUCUGCAGCAGCUCUCAGGAAAGACUGAGAGGACAGAGCAGAGGAAGAAGGGCUCCUUGCAGAGGGCUCAGCCUCACACCAGCACCCGAGCCAGGAGCAGGACCACCUUACAGAGCAAGAGGAGCUUGGAACACAAGAGCAACCCUAAAUGAGGAACAGACCCAUCACUGGUCACCAGGCAGCCUCCACCAGGACCCCAACACCUGCCCAGGUUCUUAUUCCAGCACAGCAGAGUCCCCUGUAGUGAGCCCCUUGGGAUCCCCUGCCCCCCCAGAGCUUCACACAUCCCAAACUGCACCCGGACAAACCCACCAUCACAGCCAGGCACUGGCACCAUCCUCCUGCUUCAGGGCUCUCAUGCUCCCCUGGCAUGGCCUGCAUCCCCAGGGACAAGAACCUGCACCUCCUUCCCACCCAGCUGCACUCCUGUUACUGCUGGGCCUGCUUCCCACUGCAGCACUCUGGAGUGGCCCUGCAGGGACUGCCCACUGCCAUCUCCAGGAGAAGCUGCUCCAGAGACAGCCACAACUGCAGAGGCAGCACUUUGCCAAGCUGGGUCAAAGGCAGAACACACCUCCUGCAGGUGCUGCUGCUAGUUCUCCUUAACAGCUUCUCCUCCCAGAGCAGCACACCAACAGUCUAAUACACUUAUUUCUUAAAGGGAGUUAAACACUUUGGAGUGGUUCCUCCCUGCUCUCACAGGACAGCCCAGCACACGGAGCACCUGGGCUUUUUAUCUCUCUGAUCGACUUUCUCCCUUGGCUGUGUCUAAGGAGAACACCAGACACCCCUGGCAAGGCCAGGCACAGCUCAGGAUAUCUCUACCAAGAACUUAAGACUGUGACAUUUAGAAGGGGCAGGACUUUCAACAUCAGCCUCCAGUACCUGCUAACAGCAUUUACCACCUAGAUUUGGAUUUCCUCACAGAUCCCAGCAAGGGGCUGAGAACUUGUCCUUCAUUCAACAGUCACAGAUCAAAAGGUUAAAAGACUCAUUCUGGCAUGAAAACUGCAUCAGUUAAACACCUGAAAGUCUCCUGGCUUCACUGCUGUGCCACUGAAACUCCAGCUGAAACCUCAGACUUCCCUCUUAGACCAACGUGAGGAACGGGCUGUCCCUGCUGGAGGCCAGUCCAUGGGCAGCAGUCACGAGGCUGUGCUGACAAGGUGACUGGAAGAGCAAAGCAGCCCCAGACUUCACCUGAUGCCAGUGACCUUGAGAGCAUUGCAUAACCUGCUAAAGCCUCAAAGUCAGAUCAGCCAACUGCACCCAGGUCCCACAGCCAGACAGGUCACACUCAGCUCUGAGGGCAGGACAGGCACUCAGGAAGAGGAUAUCUAUAGAAAAGUAACUUGUCACUGAAAAUCCCGUGGGACACGUGUUGGCUUAGCUCCCUGCAGCCUCUCCUCUGCCUGGAGGGCAGCCAGGGUCUGGAUCCCCUUGUGCCAAGUCACACAGGCCCAGUCCUUGCUAGGCUGCACCCCCUGCUUGCAGGAAGCACACACUUGUGCCUUGUCCUUUGGCUGACAAUGUUUACACUUUGGUAGCUUGAUUUUAGCUUGAGAAUUAAAUGAAGAACAUGCACAGGUGAUAGGUCCAAAUAAAUUCUUUUAUUUCUCUGUAAUAAAUACACUGCUAUUUGAACACUGAA